AUCUCGGAGGGGUGUCCCACGGGAGCAUUCGCGGUGUCAAUCAAGAAAAUGAGGUGCGAAAUUUCGCGGCAUUUCGGCUCAAGUUCCUUUCGACGCGACCCCACCAGAGCUUGGGGUCUUCCGGCGGUCUAUUCAUCAAGGUGCACCCCGGGAGUUGCGGCUUGAACAAGCUGGAGGUCUACGCUGGAUUUUGAGAUUAAUUCACUCCAAAUCCGCGAGGAUUACAUGGAAAUAUAAAAUAGGAUAUCCUUUGAAUUUGUUUUAUGAGAGUUUAAGAUCUGCUUUUUCUCAAGGCUGAGGAAACCUCACAAUAUUUCUCGUGUCAUUUGUGUGAGCUCAGACCGUCUGUUGAGAAAGUUGAGUACCUCUAUAAAUCUUUGCAAGGGAUGGAUUUAUUGAAACCCUAAUUUUAACGAAAAUGUGAUAUUUGAUUGAAUGAACAUCGUUCAAAAUGGCGGAGAUCAGAUAUGCAGUAAUGGCAUUGUAUGCCAUUGUUUUCUAUAGCCUUCUACAACUCAGCGUCGCCCCAGAUGGGGGAAACCACAUCUUGCCUCAAUCUGGAGAUCUGCAAAUGGAAGACAUUCAAAUGGAAGUGGGUGAAUUGAUCCAGAAAUCGAAUCUAAGGCGACUAAGAGCAACGGGAAGAGACGCGAUGGGGAUGCGAAGUGGAGAUAAGACGCAAGGGUCACCGCCCGACAUAGCAUUACGGACUACUCUUGAUGCAGACGACAGCGCACGUGAUGCAAAGGCGGGAAGAAAAUUACGCACCGACCACAGCGCGGAAGGGGAGUACUCAAAAACAAGGACGCAACGCGAUUCCACAACAGGCAUUCAAUCGAGCGGUGAUGCUCGAUCAAAUCGGGGCAAAACGGUCACCGGAAACCAAACGAAGUACGCAGGAGAUUCUUCAACUUCGAUUUCUUGUGCCUCGGGUUUCAAGAAUAAUUGUCAGCGUACUCGAUCACAAGUAAAUAAAACACGAAGUAAACACGAACAGCGGAUUGGAGACGGUAACGUGAGAAGGGAAUUGGUCGACGAGAAAGCUCUUCUAGCGUCAACUGGAUUAAGAAGAAAGAUGAAUGCGUUGAAAUCGGGCAUGCUGGCGAGACGUAGUGAUCCUUUAUCACGCACAGUACAAGCUAGAAAUAAUUCAAAGGAAAUAAUUCGUAACCAUGGAAACUCAUUUUACAAAGAGAUGAGGGAUGGUUCUCAUGAGAGUGAGCAGAAGGUUAGCGAGUUAGAACUUUUUAAAGAUGGCAUAUUCUGGAGUAGGGACGUCGAGACAUUGCUUCCUAACUGGACGUCGGAAGCGGAUGUAACCGCGUGGCUUAACGAUGUUCGGUCGCAGCGUAUUGUGCGGUUGUUACCAGGAUGCGGUCGGGAGAGCAACCGGCUCGCGGUCCUCGAAAAUGGCGUGAUGGUAUGCUGUCGUUACAGACAGAACGUUGAUCAAAUUCAGGGAGAUAUCUUGUCAUUCCACUUGUCGCGGUUAAUUGGUAUCGGGAAUCUACCGCUAGGUGUCUUGAUGAAAAUCGAACCGGACAGCGAUCAGUGGAAAGCGGUUAAGAAAAAUAUCACAGCGGCUGGUUGGAAAGAAAAUCGAAUAAUCGUGGCGACAAAAUGGAUACCCGAUUUAGAACCCGCAUUCGUACCUCUUGAAUUAAAGAGUUUGAACGGAACAAUACGCAGAACACCUCUUGACAAAGUUUCCCGGAUAAGUAGAAGCCCGGAUCGUUUGGUAGAACUUAUACAGUGGUCCGAUCUUGCCAUAUUCGAUUAUGUAACUGCGAAUUUGGAUCGGGUAGUCAACACUUUGGUUAACCUUCAGUGGAACCGACACAUGCUCAUGCAACCGGUUCACAACCUAGAAAUGUCGAAGACGGAUAGAGGGUUAUUGUUUCUUGACAACGAAUCCGGCCUACGACACGGUUAUAGGAUGUUGGAUCAAUUUGGGCAUUACCACGACCAGAUUCUUAAGUCGUUUUGUGUGUUUAGGGAGCAAACAGUGCAAAGAUUGAAAAUUCUCAGUGAACAUGUAAAUUUUUGGGAGUUAUUUAUGCUUAAAGUUGAUUCUGAAGAACCGUUAUUACAAAAUUUGCCGUCCUAUCCGCCUAAGUUCCGAGAUGUUUUGAAAAACCGAAUGAAAAAUGUAGUCCAUCAUGCAGAAAAUUGUAAACGAAAUUCACUAAAGUAAUGCACGAUUCCCCCUCUCAAUCCUCUCCUGUAAAUUCUAAAGUAAUAUUUAUAUGUCGCUUUGAAAGAUGAUUUAUCAAUUUGUGUAAUCCUUGGUUAUUAUAUGGAUUUUACCAAAAUAAAUAUGGGCAGUACCAAAUAAGAUAUGAAAUUGAUAAUGGUGUACUACUGUGACUGCUAAACCAUUUUAACCUGUCGUGUUGAAGGGUACUCAUUGUCGGCCUACUUCUUGUUAUUGUUAUUUUUUUUAAAUAAUACGAAUUUGAUAAAAUAACCAAUGUGUUAGUAAAUGUGUCCAACCAAAAAUAUUGGAAAUUACCAACGCGACGGCCAUAAUCACAGAACCGUCGUUUAACCGUUCUUCAAAACCGUCGUUUGAAACCGUAGCAAGAGUUGGGUUGAUUAACUUGAUUUUAUCUCUGUUACUGGUAUUUUUCUAUUUUUCAGACACAUUGGCCUUUUCACCAACCUAUUCGUUAUUUAGACAGAUUUUUUAAGGAGUAAAUUUCAAACAGUACUAUUGUGAAGAUUUUAUAGCAGUAUUUUCAUGGAGGAUCCAUUGUAUUUUAUAAACUAUGAUAAUUAAGAAUUACUUGUUUGAUGGUUGUUGAUAUUCUAUUGCAUAAUUAUUGCUCAUAUUAUUCGCCAUACAUCAUUAGGAUGCUUUGAAGAAUAACGGGAGGAAAAGAGGAGGGAAGAUAAUAUGUUUCUGCGGAUGCUCAGACCUAGGGAAAGUAAGAACUGAGCAUACGUACGUAGACUGACUUUCACUGUAUUAUGAAGCAAUCGUUUUAUGUUUUGUUUUCAUCCAUUUAAUGUUCUUUCUGGCUCCUAAUUCAGCCUGCUUACAGUUCAUAAUUAUUGUUGUGCAAUAUGGGUCUCAAUUGGAAGUGAUUGAUUGAAAAAAUCUCAACUUGUGAUUAAUCUCGACUGCUGUAGAGUUGAGAUUGGUUUUAAUCAAUCACAACUCGUUAUUUGAUGGCCCAGUUUAUAUUAAAACGCUAAAGAAUGACAAUCAAAUAAAUUCUACGCAUGUGUUAUACGCAAGCAGUACGUAUAUGUUUAAACUGUUAAAAAGUGUGUCAGAAAUCUGUUCGCAAAGUUACGCUCAGCUUUACAAUCGAUUGCAGUAUAGAACGCCAAAAUUAAAGGGGAAAUUCACCCUGAAAUAAAGUUUGUUGUAAAAUAGAAAUAAAUAAUUAAAAAAAAACAUUGGUGAAGGUUUGAGUAAAAUCCAUUAAAGAUUAAGAAACUUAUUAGAAUUUCAUUUUUUUGUUUGUGACGUCAUAAACGAGCAGCCUCCCUAUAAUGUUAUGUAAUAUGCAUGCAUUUCAAAUUUCCUAAUGGUUCGUGAUGACUCUAUGUUUUGUUUUUGUUUUCGUUUUAGGAACAGGUGUGAAAUGAUUUAUAUAUUGAUUGAUAUAAUAAAGGUACAUUAAAAACCAUUUUCAUUUAUUUUAAAGAAAAAUUACAUUUCUUUAUUUUUUUUACGAUACGAUAAUUAUGUAGGAAAGCUGCUCGCAUAUGACGUCACAAAUCAAAUAAUUCAAAUGCUAAUAACCUUUUUAUUCUUUGAUGGAUUUUUCUCGAACCUUGGGCAAUAUUUUUUUUCUGCUAUUUUGACUCUCGAUCUUAUCCUAUUGUUUGUAUAUGUUGUUUAUGUGUUUGAUUACGCCGAAUAAAUAAUAAUAUUAAUAAACUUUUUGAUAGGGUGAACAAACCUUAAGUUCAAAGGGGAACACUUAAAGGGGAACCUUUAAGUGAAAGUUUUGCUUAUAUUGAACAGGUAUGACUGAAUGUAAAGUACUUAGGCACAAAAGACCAUUAAUUGUUUUUUUAGAUAUAAGAUUGUGACCAAUAUCAGUAUACUUCAACUAUGGCUAAUUCGAUUAAAAGUUAUCAUGGUUGUAAGGACACACAUUUGGCUUGCGAUAUAUCCCAGUCGUUGGUAAAGUUGUGCGAAACACAGUGUUGCUAUUUGGGGAUUUCCUUUGGGGAUGGAAAAACUUAUUUGGCGAUUAAAAUAGAUUUGGGGAUUUUUCAUGCAUUUUAGGGGAUCUUUGAAGGUUUUGAUGAAAAGCACUAAGAUUCGUAAUUUUUCAGUAAUAUGAUGCUAAUAAUUGUAUACGAUCUACUGUAGAUCAUAUAAUGUAUACAUCAGCGCAUUUCCUACGCAAUUCAACCAAUGUAUUCAUUACAUUGAACUUAAUUGUCAUUAGUACCGUAUAUAUCUCUAUGGUUGUAUGAAACAAUGGUAUUGUUGCCAAUCUACUUUGCAUCGAAACCUAAAAAAAAUGAAAAGAAUUAAAAAAAAUCUGCUGUGUAGUAUGUUGUGAACAAACAAACACAUAUUACUAGUUGUGGGCAAUAAGGUGGCAUGAUUAAUGUCCUCGCUUUUUCAUAAAUUAUUGUGAUUUGAAAAAAAUGGGGAUUUAGGGUCCACUUUGGAGAUUUUUCGAGUGCCUUUUGGGGAUUUUCUUCAGCUCGGACCUAGCAACACUGUCGUAACACUAAACGAAUGACUUCGUUAAACAACCUUGCAAUAUGUAAGUUUAAUAUAUAUAUAUUUAUCAUCAUUAUUUUUAGCGUAUUAAUCAUAUGAAAUACGGUAAUCAGAAUUAUGUUUCUAUGUUACAGUUAAUAGAGCGCAUACAAUAUAUUAUUAAAUAGAUAAUGUUAAAAAAACACAUGUAAAUCGUCAUCGGCAUCGGCCGUACUGUAUUAUAAGAGACAAUCACUUUCAACUUAUUUAUUUGCAGUAACUAUAACGACAAUCAAUAAGAUGCACAAAUGUAUUUAUGAUAUAAUCAUGAUUAUGUUGUCAAAAUGACUGUUUCAGAAAAAUAAAUUGAAAUAUCUUUAUUACAGGAAGACAAUGCAGUGGUUUUUUAUUAUACUUGUAUAACCGGGCCCCGUCUAAUCAAGUUGCGCACGAUUUUUUUAGUUGCGUUUGAUCGCAACUCUUUCUUCAACGGGCCCCUGAUCCGAUCAACCACAAGUCCACAACUAUAGAAAGCCAGCAACGUCAAGAUAUAAAUGCGUGUCAGUGUUCGAAAUGUUUUCUUGACAAUUCAGUAUGCCCAUCUUUGUUUAUUAACACGAUUAAAGGACAUUUUACAAACGUUCCUGAUAGGAAAAUUAUGACAUUGAUGUAUUUCUAUAUACUUGAGAUUGAUCGGAUCAAUCACAAAUCUUUGACAAUUAUUGCUCCGCUGUAAAUUCCAUAUACUAAUGGAAUUACCAACUUCAGUUCUCCUACUCCUAUUUUCUAUGCCCUUAUUAUGGUAGGGUUGUGCAUUUUUUUAAAUAAAAAUUUAUCUGACCGAAAGUUGGUCUCCCCGUUUCGUCUCGGAGUCUCAUCACUGAAAAAUU
Molecule: messenger RNA, 5565 nt
Organism: Lytechinus pictus (painted urchin)
Lineage: Eukaryota; Metazoa; Echinodermata; Echinoidea; Temnopleuroida; Toxopneustidae
Product: four-jointed box protein 1-like
Exons: 1
Coding region: 452-2194 (580 amino acids)
Biological process (GO): cell-cell signaling
Source: RefSeq, a predicted model, not a curated record